Molecule: messenger RNA, 1170 nt
Organism: Misgurnus anguillicaudatus (oriental weatherfish)
Lineage: Eukaryota; Metazoa; Chordata; Actinopteri; Cypriniformes; Cobitidae
Source: RefSeq, a predicted model, not a curated record
CUUGUUUAUUUGAUUGAAUUCAUUUUCCAAAAAAAGAAACUGAGUCAUCUAAAACAUCUGACAACAUCAAGUUCCUGUUUAAAGCGAGAGAUACAAACUAUUAUAAACAUUCGAUGUUUAGAGGUGUUGAACGAAAGUCACACGGUUACGAGGCUGCUCAGCAUGGAAGGAAACACAACAAAUUCAACUGAAAGACCAUGUGGCUUGUCUGAAAUGCCAGCUCGUACGUUUUUCAUAUGUGUCUACACACUGAUCUGUUCGGCGAGUCUGGUGCUCAACAGUGUAACAAUAUAUGUGUAUUUUUGUAAAGUUACUCAUAAGUCCAGCAUCACAGUGUAUCUGAAGAAUCUAGCUGUGGCCGACUUGUUCGUCUGCCUGUGUUUGAUAUUACGCAUAAUUAAAUAUGCUGUCAGUUCAGAGGAAAUUCAUCGUAUCUACUGUAACUUUGGGGCUCCAGCUUCCUACCUCAACAUGUACUCCAGUAUUCUCUUUAUGGGCUACAUUGCUGUUAACAGGUAUAAAUUGGUCUCCAACAUAGUGCCCACGGGCAUCAGGUUGCCAGCACAGAGUAUGUACCUGAAAAUUGUGCGACCAAUGGAGGCUCACAUUAUGCAAACAAUUCGUUCAACCCGCAACAUCUGUAUAGCAACUUGGGCUAUCUUGCUCACUGUUAAUUGUUUCUACAUGGUUGCUUUUGCCAGUACACAAGGUGCUGGUACAAGAAGUCCUGCAGAAGGUGAUUUUGACUGUGGCAGUUAUCAUAACAGUUUGCUCAAAACGAUUUACAUGGUCAUGCAGAUCACUUCCUUUGUAAUGUUUCUGUUUGUGUUGGUAUCAUUUAUGUUACUUUACUGGUGGACCGUACAGAGGCUCAGACAAGCUGAAAGAGCUGCGCCAGCACAAACCAGCAGCACCAAGCUUAUCAAGUCUAAGCGUAACAUGAAAGUACUAGUUGGAGUUUUCUGUCUGUGUUUUGUGCCUUAUCACCUGGUUAGACUUCCAUAUGUGUUCAUCAAACCCCUGCUGCAUGAUUGUAUGAAAGCUCAGACUUUCUACAUACUAAAGGAGCUGACUGUGAUGCUUGCAAUGCUUAAUGCCUCUUUAGAUCCAAUUAUUUACUUUGUCUUCUGCAAGGCCUUCAGGGCCCAUAUACGGCUUCGACAGAGAUAA